AUGGCUGGAGGCGGAGGCUCAGACGCAGACGUGGGCGGUGACCCAGGUACCAAGGGCCGCCUCCCAGCCAGCUCUGAGCAGAAGCCCCGCUGGGGCCUCCUCCUGCCCGGGGUGCUGGGGGGCACGCUGGUGGCCCUGUACGCCGUGGCCACCCCGUUCAUCACGCCGGCCCUGCGGAAGAUCUGCCUACCCUUCGUGCCCGCCACCCCGAGGCAGGUGGAGAACGUGCUGAGGAUGGUCCGGCGUGGGCGCGGGCCCCUGGUGGACGUGGGCAGCGGCGAUGGCCGCAUUGUGAUAGCUGCGGCCAAGGAAGGGUUUGCGGCCGUGGGCUACGAGCUGAACCCCUGGCUGGUGUGGUACUCCCGGUACCGCGCCUGGCGGGAGGGCGUGCAGGACUCCGCCACCUUCCACGUGGCCGAUCUCUGGAAGGUGAGCUUCUCGCCGUACUCGAAUGUGGUGAUCUUCGGGGUCCCUCAGAUGAUGCCGCAGCUGGCCCAGAAGCUGGAGCAGGAGCUCGAGGAGGACGCACGCGUCGUUGCCUGCCGCUUCCCCUUCCCGGGCUGGCGGCCGGACCAGGUGGCCGGGGAGGGCGUGGACACGGUGUGGGUCUAUGAUGCCAGCUCUUUCCGCCCGGCCCGCAGGCGCCCCUGA
Sorex fumeus (smoky shrew) is the source of this 651-nucleotide messenger RNA. RefSeq names its product ATP synthase c subunit lysine N-methyltransferase (gene ATPSCKMT). Lineage: Eukaryota; Metazoa; Chordata; Mammalia; Eulipotyphla; Soricidae. Bases 1 to 651 code for a protein of 216 amino acids. Gene Ontology annotation, molecular function: protein-lysine N-methyltransferase activity. Gene Ontology annotation, biological process: positive regulation of proton-transporting ATP synthase activity, rotational mechanism; regulation of mitochondrial ATP synthesis coupled proton transport; peptidyl-lysine trimethylation. Gene Ontology annotation, cellular component: mitochondrion. The record is from RefSeq and is a predicted model, not a curated record. The transcript is spliced from 5 exons.